AAUCACUCGGUAGAAAACAAAGAGCCCUUGAGAAUAAAGUUUAAGGUUCCCCAAAGCGAAAAAAUAAAUUAAUUAUAUAAAGAACGCCGAUCCCUACAAUUGAGAUAUUGCUUGUCUAGAUACUGAAUAGAUUAUACUCAAGAUGACUCCUCGUCUAUCAAGGUUCACAGAACAUUUUGAUAAUAAUGCUUGCACAACACCCGAUUCCAGUCUUAUAUCGUCAUCCAUGGAAUCCUACUCUUUCCUGAAUUCAUCCUCGUUGGGUGAACUCGAAUCUCCUCAAACUUCCUGUUCUUCUUCCUCCCAAGUCUUCGAUCCUCUACAUACCAACACCAAUGCCACCGCACCUGCACACGAUUACCUUGCGGAAGACGACGCUACUUCACUUCCUGACCUAUCGACCUCUUGUGCGCCGACGGAAAAUGUUGCUGAUUCAUAUGUCAAUCAGUGUGUCAAUCCUCAUUCAUCCGCUCGUCCCAAACUCUUUCGUAAAUUCAAAAGCUUAUCCUCUGUAGCCACCGUCUUCCACCACAAAUUACGGAUACCUCCUCGUAACAAGCACCGCGAGCAAUGCCGUUGCGACCUUGCAGUCAGUUCUGCCUAACAAACUCACCGUAGAAAAAAAAUCACUUCACACUCUCCUUUCAUCCCUUCCUAUCUGCAUUGUAAAUAGUUCCAACUCACAACCAGUCAAGCAAAUCCAGCUUUUCCUCUUUGUGCAAAUAGUUUUUUUUCACAGUUCCAACUUAAAUUUUUAUAUUAAUAUGACUACAGC
This is a messenger RNA of Radiomyces spectabilis, 775 nucleotides long. RefSeq lists its product as uncharacterized. The transcript has a single exon. Lineage: Eukaryota; Fungi; Mucoromycota; Mucoromycetes; Mucorales; Radiomycetaceae. The coding region runs from base 143 to 604 and encodes 153 amino acids. The record is from RefSeq and is a predicted model, not a curated record.